AUGUGUGACCUCGCAGAUGCGGACGUUGCAACGGAAGAGACGGCUCUAAAAGUGGAGGCUCUAACUCUGAUCGGAGGGGUGGAUAUCAGUUUCAUCAAGGGAAACGACACUUUGGCGUGUGCGUGCCUGGUGGUGCUGAGCUAUCCGUCGUUGCAGACAGUGUACGCUGAAUGCACUAUGGUGCACAUUAGCGAGCCCUACAUCGCAGGCUUCUUAGCCUUCAGAGAGGUGUCGCAUUUGGUGGAUAUGGUGAAUGUGCUCAAGACAACCAGGCCAGACCUCGUGCCACAGGUGAUCAUGGUCGAUGGCAAUGGACUGCUUCAUCAUCAAGGAUUUGGGUUGGCUAGUCAUUUGUCAGUGUUGAUCUCGAUACCUACUGUGGGCGUCGGAAAGACCCUUUUGAUGGUCGAUGGCUUGAGCAAGGAUGUCAUCACGCUGGCUGAACGGAUACCUCUAGGCGGUGGAGGCGAGAUGCUCGAAUUGCGCGGCAACUCUGGCACUCUCUGGGGCAUGGGGGUGUGUAUGAAUGCCAAGGUGACCAGUCCCAUCUACGUGUCUGUGGGUAGUGGUAUCAGCCUACUCUCGGCCGUUGCCCUGGUGCGUCGCUGUGGACAGUUCCGAGUGCCCGAGCCCGUGAGACAAGCAGAUCUGCGAUCAAGACACUAUCUGCGUAUGAAUGGAUAUGCCUAG
Molecule: messenger RNA, 690 nt
Organism: Sphaeroforma arctica JP610
Lineage: Eukaryota; Ichthyosporea; Ichthyophonida
Exons: 6
Coding region: 1-690 (229 amino acids)
Biological process (GO): DNA repair
Cellular component (GO): nucleolus; cytoplasm
Molecular function (GO): single-stranded RNA binding; RNA endonuclease activity producing 5'-phosphomonoesters, hydrolytic mechanism
Source: RefSeq, a predicted model, not a curated record